This is a messenger RNA of Protomyces lactucae-debilis, 1851 nucleotides long. Its product is annotated as GTP-binding protein TypA. The record is from RefSeq and is a predicted model, not a curated record. Bases 1 to 1851 code for a protein of 616 amino acids. Gene Ontology annotation, molecular function: GTPase activity; GTP binding. NCBI's taxonomy places the organism in Eukaryota, Fungi, Ascomycota, Taphrinomycetes, Taphrinales, Protomycetaceae. The transcript has a single exon. Gene Ontology annotation, cellular component: ribonucleoprotein complex; cytosol.
AUGAGCACAGUAUUGCCGCCGUCGCGGAUACGCAACAUCGCCAUCAUUGCACACGUCGACCACGGCAAGACGACGCUCGUUGAUCAGCUCUUGCGGCAGUCUGGAACACUGGAUGCCGCCAACAGCGAUAUCCGCGUCAUGGACUCCAAUGCACUGGAGAAGGAGCGUGGCAUAACGAUCCUUAGUAAGUGUACGAGCAUCAACUACAAAGACUACCGCAUCAAUAUCGUCGACACGCCAGGACACGCGGAUUUUGGUGGCGAAGUGGAACGGGUCCUCAGUCUUGUUGACUCUGUGGCUGUUGUGGUGGAUGCGCAGGAGGGACCCAUGACACAGACGCGGUUUGUCUUGCGCAAGGCACUGGAACGAGGACUCAAGCCGAUUGUCGUGCUCAACAAGGCCGACCGGCCGACAUCGAGACCUGAACAGGUGGAUUCUGACUUGCUGGACUUGUUUGCCACGCUGGGCGCAUCAGAUGAACAGAUGGAGUAUCCUAUGCUGCUUGCAAGUGCCAAAGCUGGCUGGGCCAUCACUUAUGCUGGCGGAGACUGGUCUAUUCCGACCAAGGGAAGCAUGACAAGCCUAUUCGAGGCGAUUGUCGAGCACACGCCACCACCCAAAGUUGACCCUGAAGGGCCAUUCAACAUGCUGGUCACACAGCUUGAAUCAGAUGCCUAUCUCGGUGCUUGCUACAUUGGUAAGAUUUACGGCGGCAGCGUCACGGUUGGGCAAAAGAUCAAGGCACUCACACCGGAAGGCGACUUUAUUGAAGAGGCCAAGGUCACCAAAGUAUAUUCGCGUAUUGGGUUGGCUAAUCACAUGCUUGAUGCUGCAGGUGCUGGUGAUAUUGUUGGUAUUGCAGGUGUUGUCAAGGGUGCCGUGAAUGCUACCUUUUGCGACCCAUCUGUGCAUGAGGCCAUUCCCAUCACACCGUUGGAUCCACCGACCGUCAGUAUGCUGUUCGCUGCGAAUGAUUCGCCUCUUCAGGGCCAAGAAGGCUCACAGCUCACAUCUACGAUGCUAGCGACGCGCUUGCUGGCAGAAGCACGAACCAACAUUGCACUGACUGUGACUCCCUUGGGUGAGCAGAUUGAAGUGUGUGGACGGGGUGUGCUGCAUCUUGGCAUUUUGAUUGAGACGAUGCGCCGGGAAGGUUAUGAGAUGAGCAUCAGUCCACCCAGGGCAGUUCUCAAACAGGUGGAUGGCAAAGUGCAUGAACCUGUGGAGGAGGUUGUGAUUGAUGUGGCGAUUGGCGAUGUGGGUGUUGUGAUGGACAAGUUGACGAAACGCAAGGGCGAGCUCACGUCGAUGGUGGAUGGUGACGAAGGCAGGAUGCGGAUCACAAUGCAAAUUCCAUCACGCGGACUCAUGUCGUACGUUGCUGGUGAGUUCAAGACGGAUACGCAUGGCCAGGGUAUUCUCAACAGCAGUUUUGUUGGAUAUGAACCGUACAAGGGACCCAUCAGCACGUCGCGCAAGGGCAGCCUCAUCAGCACUAGUGCUGGACCUUGUACGACAUUUGCCCUGGAAGCUCUGGAGCCCCGCGGGGUCCUCUUUGUGAGUCCUCGCGAGAAGGUCUACGAAGGGAUGAUUGUGGGUGAGCACAGCAAAGCCGAAUCGCUGGAAAUCAACCCAACCAAGGCCAAGGCCUUGACCAAUAUGCGGUCCGUCAACAAGGACGAGUUUACGACGCUCAAGGCCCCGCGCCGGUUUACCCUGGAGGAGGUGCUAGCGUUUGUCGGGGACGAUGAGAAGAUUGAGGUGACGCCGUCUUCGUUGCGGCUGCGGAAGGCCGUGUUGAAUGCGAAUGCACGGAAGCAGCAGAGCAGACGGAAGGAAAAGAUUGUGUAG